Molecule: messenger RNA, 645 nt
Organism: Recurvomyces mirabilis
Lineage: Eukaryota; Fungi; Ascomycota; Dothideomycetes; Mycosphaerellales; Teratosphaeriaceae
Exons: 1
Coding region: 1-645 (214 amino acids)
Biological process (GO): cell redox homeostasis; cellular response to oxidative stress
Cellular component (GO): cytoplasm
Molecular function (GO): thioredoxin peroxidase activity
Source: RefSeq, a predicted model, not a curated record
AUGGCUCUCGCAACACAACUACAGAACACGCUGGACGGCUUCAGUCAAAAGGCGCCCCCACACAUCCGGAACCCGAUCAACCAAACACGAUCGGACCACGCCGCCAGUUUCGACCCCAAGUCUGCCAUCCAACAAGGCGCCAAACUCCCAUCAUUCUCCCUCUCGAAUGCCCAUGGCAAAAACGUGACAAGCGACUCCCUCCUCAGCAAAGGCCCCAUCCUUAUAACCUUCUACCGCGGCGGCUGGUGCCCCUUCUGCAGCCUCGCCCUCCGCGAUCUCCAAAAGCAUCACGAUGAGUUCAAGGCCAAAGGCGUGACCCUCGUAGCUAUCUCGCCACUACUCCCUGACGAAUCUCUCUCCACGGUCGAGAAGAACGAGCUCAAAUUCGUCGUUCUAUCGGACGUACAUAAUGAUUUCGCUCGUCAGCUCGGGAUCGUGUGGAAGCAGCCUGAUAGUCUUCGGCCUGCGUUCAAGGAUCUGGGGCAUGAUUUGAAGACGUGGAAUGGGGAUGAUUCGUUCGAGGUUCCGAUCCCGGCGACGCUUUUGGUGGAUCGGAAGGGAACCGUGAGGAAUCUUUAUUUGGACACCGAUUAUACUAAGCGAUUUGAGACGAAGGAGGCGUUGAAGUGGGUGGACGCUUUGUGA